GGUCCCCCACUUACUCUCGGGCUGACUGCUACCAGAUGGGCUGGGGGUGCGCUGGAUACUGCCUUAAGACCUAUGAUUAGAGCCUGGGGAAUGAACCCUGGUGUGUCCAAGCUUGGGGUGGGGGUUGUGCCAGGCAGGGUCUGUCUGUGGCAGUGGGACUGCUUACCUGGGGCAGGAGGAAGAGCACAACAGGGAAAGGGGAUGCUACAAAUGAGGUGCAGGCGGCAGGGGAGAACCCACCCUUUGCUGGGGCACCAGGCCUUCCCCUCCUGGGAGAGAGCCCUCUCUGCCCUUCCCCCCCUUCUCCAUGCAGUGGGGUGAAGCUCUGGGGGUCCCCACCUGGCCCCAUGACUGCCGUUCAGCCCUACAGCGAACAGGGUUUGCCCAGCCGCCUGGGGGAACUACAAUCCCCAUGAUGCACUGGGAGCUGGGGGACAGGCUGCUGAACGGCGAGGGCCCUGGAUCUGGGAUCAACACUGCGUCCCUCUGCGUUUCUUUCCCUCGGGGACCCUGAGUGAGGAUGACCCGCCACGGCAAGAAUUGCACCGCAGGGGCUGUUUACACCUACCAUGAGAAAAAGAAGGACACAGCUGCCUCCGGUUACGGUACCCAGAAUGUGCGGCUGAGCCGAGAUGCCAUCAAGGAUUUUGACUGCUGCUGCCUCUCACUGCAGCCUUGCAAAGACCCUGUGGUCACCCCUGACGGGUACCUUUACGAGAAGGAGGUCAUCCUGGAGUAUAUCCUGCACCAGAAGAAGGAGAUUGCCCGACAGAUAAAGGCCUAUGAGAAGCAGAAAAAUGAGAAGAGAACAGAGCUGGAGGAGCUGAGCCGGGCGGCUGAAGAGUCCAAGGUGAGGGGCUUCCUGGACAAGGAGAUGAGCAUCAUCAGCAAGCCGCUUAACCCCUUUGAGCGCAAAGCAGGGGAUGCCCAGCCUGGCACCAGCAGCGAGGACAAGGACAAGAAGCUUCCCAGUUUCUGGAUCCCUUCACUGACGCCUGAAGCAAAGGCCAGUGUCCUGCGCAAACCAGACAAGUGCGUGUACUGCCCCAUGAGUGGGAAGCCCCUUAAGAUGAAGGACCUGACACCCGUGUGCUUCACCCCUGCUGACCCCUCUGUGGACCGGGUGGGGCUGAUCAACCGGCAGGACCGCUACAUCUGUGCUGUCACCCAUGAUAUGCUGGGCAACUCGGUGCCCUGUGCUGUGCUCCGCCCUUCGGGCGCGGUGGUGACUCUGGACUGUGUGGAGCAUCUCAUUCGUAAGGACAUGGUGGACCCCCUUACUGAGGAGAAGCUGUGUGAGGAUGACAUCAUUGUGCUGCAGCGGGGUGGCACCGGCUUUGCAGGAUCUGGGGUGCGUCUGGAAGCCAAGAAGUCCCGCCCUGUCAUGCAGGCUUAGCCCCACCCCUUCCUCCUUGGGGGUGAGGCCUAUGCACCUUUCAAAGCCAUGGGGGUGGGGGAUGCCAUCG
This is a messenger RNA of Alligator sinensis (Chinese alligator), 1466 nucleotides long. RefSeq names its product nitric oxide synthase interacting protein (gene NOSIP). The record is from RefSeq and is a predicted model, not a curated record. NCBI's taxonomy places the organism in Eukaryota, Metazoa, Chordata, Crocodylia, Alligatoridae. Gene Ontology annotation, cellular component: nucleus. Gene Ontology annotation, molecular function: ubiquitin protein ligase activity. The transcript has 9 exons. The coding region runs from base 521 to 1396 and encodes 291 amino acids.